Messenger RNA from Aspergillus glaucus CBS 516.65, 2501 nucleotides. RefSeq names its product Zn(II)2Cys6 transcription factor domain-containing protein. Lineage: Eukaryota; Fungi; Ascomycota; Eurotiomycetes; Eurotiales; Aspergillaceae. The record is from RefSeq and is a predicted model, not a curated record. Gene Ontology annotation, biological process: regulation of DNA-templated transcription. The transcript has 3 exons. Gene Ontology annotation, molecular function: zinc ion binding; DNA-binding transcription factor activity, RNA polymerase II-specific. Bases 274 to 2370 code for a protein of 698 amino acids.
GGGCAUUCGCCGUUUUUGAGUAAUCCGGGGUUUGUGGUGGGUUGUUUGAGGAGGGCUGCUGGGGAGGAUGUUUGAUUGUUUACUCCGUUAGAAUGUAGCAAUAGUUAUGCUUGUUAGUUAUGCAAAGAUGAGUCAGUAUUUGUGCACGGAUUUGUGCAUCUGUGACUCAUGCCUCAGGCAUUUGAUUGACUUCGUUCCAGAAGACUAUUUUAUAUCCCUGUUCUAUCAUUAUAUGUUCCUUUUCAUAUUAUUAUUCAUAUUCGAACUUUACAUAUGCUACCACAACGCCGCCAAAAUUCAAGCUGCGACCCAUGUCGACGUUCUAAGCGACGCUGCUUUUUCUCAUCCCCCCGAAUUGGAGACACAGAUGUAUCCUGCACUCAUUGCAAGCGCCUAGGACACGCCUGCACAUUUGAAUUUGUCGAUUCUCAAUCACAGAAUAAGAGGUCUAGGCGAGCUCGUACAAGGCAGAGCACUUCAGAUAGCGCAGCUGAGGCAUACCCCGGUCUAGCUAGUGGCGACUUCCAAGCAGAUGCUGUGGCUGGCCAUGACGUCCUGGCAUCAUGGCUAGAUUUUGACUAUCUCGAACAGAGCAAUGAAUGCUUGGAAUUACCGGAUUUUCUCGCACCUGAUGCUGUAACGUCAGUUGAAGCUUCUAAGGAGGACCGGCUUCGUGUACGGCCAAAUCCGCAACAUAUCGUUGGCAGUUCAUUAAAUAGCCCCAUCCGUCUAUUGAACUCGAAACUCGAUGCCACUAUCCUUGACAUACGUCUUGCACGGAUUCACGAUACCAUUGUCACGGGGUGUGCAUCUAGAUUUGCGGAUUAUGACUGCAACUUAUAUGCAACAGCGAGUCGCUACCGAUUGGGGGACGGAGACUCAGAACACCAUUUGCUUUCGAGCAAUGCAUCACCUCAAUCACAGGCCUUAAUAUCACAGACGGAUGGCUCUCUAUUGGAUUUUGGGCUGGCAUUUAGAGAUGCCGGCUGCAUGAUGACGAUUUUGGGUACAGUCCGUUUCCUGGAUCAUUUCAGCGAUAUUUACGGCAAUCGCUUGACUUCAGUGGCACGGGGACGGUCAGAUGCUGCACUGAAAGCGGUUCUUCGAGUAUUUUCGCUCCAGUGGCUGCCCUCAACCGAGCUAACAUCAACUUCCGUUGAUAGUUUGAUCACCAAUAGCUCGAAUGAAAACCAGACAACCUGCGACCCACUCGAAAAUGCAUUUCAUGAUGCCUGGUCUCAAGCGCGAACACUCCUCAGAAAUGCACAGUCAGUGCGCUCGUUCAGAGUUGUAUAUGCAACCCUGCUCUUUGACGGUAUUGCCAUUCCAACCAAAGCUCACGGGGCAACUGAGCCUAUCGUAGCGCAUGAAUUCCUUGAUACGGGUCUACAGAAGCUUGUUUCUCUGGAUACACUUGUCAAGCAAUACUGUGUUACUCUUGGAUCGCAUUCCGUAUAUGGCGCUCUCUUAGAAGCGAGUCUGAGUGUUGUGCGCUGGGGUGGAUACAUCCGUGACAUCGGAGCAGCGCUUACAACAGACCAUGACUGCAAAUUGCCGGGUAUUUCGAGCCAUGCGAAAGACCAAGUAGAAUCUUACGACCUAUGCCAGUUCGAUAAUCGGAAUUUCCAUCCAGAUCUGAAUAACAGCGUUCCAAGCAUAUGCCAGAAAGCUGUCGCGGAGGCAUUCUGCGUCUGGAGGCAGAUAGUUGAAGUCAAAGGCUCCGUGUCUCGCCAUGUGCAAAGUCAUAGUCGCAUCCCUUUGGAAUUAUCUGAAACUAUCGCGUCGACUAUGACAGCCGUUGGCAAGUUUAACCAAUCAUUCUGUCCUUUCAUGAGUACCUGUAUAGACAACCUUGAGCGUCUUUCUAUACGGUCCAGAACAUCUGCUGUUUCUAUCACACUGUAUUGGGGUCUUAGUGUCCUCAUACUAGCCGAGUCGUUGCGAGAUCACAAUUUUCUCACUGAAGCCGACAUAACCUCAACCAUGCGCGCCCACCAAGAAGAAGCGGUCUCAUCGGUAGCCCGAACAGUCAAGCGCGUACUCUUACUACCCACAGAAGAGCUUUUCAAUCUCGAGAACGGCCUCGGUGCCGAAGUCCCCAUCCUCGCUUAUCAUAUUACUCCCAGCUUAACGGCAACGACAUUCCAGAAGGCCAUUGAGAAUAUAGUCUCUUUAUAUUCUUGCGAAGAGGACGCACAGCAUGGUGCCGACAGCAUCUGGAAACAGCAAAUUGAUAUCGUCAUGAAAGGCCUGUGUUCACUGGAUGUGACUGUUGGCGGGUCUCAAGUUGCAAGUGCAGCUAUUCAAUCGUUGAUGCAGCAACAUGGGGAUAUUUUGUCGGAGUGUUGGACUUCUGAUUUCAGCACGUAACUGUGUCUGAGGCUGGAACGAUUUAUCAACUUGUGUCUUCUUGUACCUGUAGUCGGUUCAAGCGUCGCGGAGCCGAUGCUACAGUAUUUACGGUUCUGACAAGUCACGAAGCCUUGGAAUGAUGGACUAUG